Messenger RNA from Orycteropus afer afer, 2137 nucleotides. It is a transcript of the gene STARD8, whose product is annotated as StAR related lipid transfer domain containing 8. Gene Ontology annotation, biological process: signal transduction; regulation of Rho protein signal transduction; actin cytoskeleton organization. Gene Ontology annotation, molecular function: GTPase activator activity. Lineage: Eukaryota; Metazoa; Chordata; Mammalia; Tubulidentata; Orycteropodidae. The record is from RefSeq and is a predicted model, not a curated record.
GCCAUAAAUGCAUGUGAAUGGCUCCGAGAGACAGGAUUCCCUCACUAUGCUCAGCUUUUUGAAGAAGGUUCAUUCCCACUGGAUAUCGGCUCUGUGAAGAAGGACUACAGUUUUCUGGAUGAGGACUCUCUGGGGGCUCUGUGCGGGAGGCUAAUGACCUUGAACAAUUAUGCCUUGAUGAAACUGAAGGUCCAUUUUCAGUGCAAACAGGUGAAUCAUGAAUCAGAAGAGGACGAGCAGUGUACCAUCAGUAGCCACUGGGCCUUCCAGUAGGAAAGCAAGCACUAGUCUCUUGUAGGCUCCUCUCAUCUGCUGGCCCCACCCAGUCCCAGCCUGCCAGUGGCCUCAACCUGUAAAAGUGUCCCUACUGAGCUUAGCACUGUCUACCUGUCAGCCAUCACUGUGAGCCUGCCUCCUGAGCCAUUGGACCUGCCUUUGGUAGGCUGUGCCAGAAGUCAAAGUGACCAGCCCUUCCACAUCCCCAAGCAGGAUAAGCAGGGUCUUCAGGAUAAAGCUAAGAAACACAGUUCCAGCUGCUUCCUCAAGCACCUUGAGUCUCUAAGGAAGAAAGAAAAAGGUGGCAGCUGACCAGCAGAGCCUCAGUGUAAGCCAGCCACUUCAGAGAAGGCUGCCAAAGCCUCAUCUUUCCACAGUUGCCAUGACUUCCUCUCAUCUGAAUUCAACAGGCCCAAGAAUCAGAGAGCUACCUCAGCCUGUGGUGGUAGCAUUGAGACUCAGAGAGCCUGACCUGUGGCCACAUUCUGGCAUCCUCAGCAGGUACACUGGAGUGACUGCUUGGUGCAUGUGCCUGGGGACCACAAACCAGGCACAUUCCCUCACUCCUUGUCCACUGACAGCCUAUCUCCUGAGGAUAGACACCGCCUGGCAGAUUGGCAGCCAGGUAGACUCUGGGGUUACAUAGGGUACCGGGGAUCCUGUGACUCAAUAGGCAGCCAUGCCAGCACCUAUGAAAAUUUGCCUGAGCUGUACCCAGGUGAGUCUGUACUGGUUGGGGAUGAAGAUGAAGAGGAAAAUGAUGGCAUCUGCACCCACCUAGAUGAUAUCCUCCAGCAUGUGUGGGGGCUGCAACAGCAGGUAGAACUCUGGUCUCAGGCCAUAUACUCAGACCUAGGGCCUAGCAAGAAGGAAGAAAAAGAAGAUGAGGAAGAAAAGGAAGAAGCUACUUCAUCAGUGGAAAUAGCCACAGAUAAGGUUGAAGACCAGGCUGAGGCUUUGGCUCAGGCACAGGUUCAAGCCCACAGAGUGUUCCCAGCCCAGGUCAAGGCCAACAUCCAGAUGGUAGUCCCAGAUCAGGCCUCAGCCAAGACUGAGACUCUGGCACAAGCAGAGGACAAGGCUCAGACCCCAGCCCAAGACAAUGAGCGGGAGAUAAAUACAGGCAGGGAAUCCACUUCUGCCUCUAACCUGUCUUUGAAAGUAGGAAACUCCAUUUCUGACACUGUGGCUGCCUCCAGUGAACUUGACAAUUGCCGUAACUCCAUGAAUGAGGCUGAGGUAACAGGAUCUACAGCUGGGCUCCAGGCAUCAGUGCCUCAUGAACAGCGUGAUUCAGGAGUUGGGGCCUCACUUACGAGACCGUGCAGGAAGCUUCAUUGGUACAGUUUCCAGAACUCCCACCAUCCAAGCCUUAACUCAGAGUCACUGGAGAUCAACCGCCAGUUCGCAGGGCAGAUCACUCUCCUGCACAAGGGCUCACUGCUGCGGCUUACCGCCUUCAUGGAGAAGUACACUGUGCCUCACAAGCAGGGCUGGGUCUGGUCAGUGCCCAAGUUCAUGAAAAGGAAUAAGACCUCAGACUACAGGGGCCAACACAUGUUUGGAGUGCCACCCCUCAUCCACAUGCAGCGUACAGGUCAGCCAUUGCCACAGAGCAUCCAACAAGCCAUGCGCUAUUUGUGCAAUCAGUGCCUGGACCAGGUGGGCAUCUUCCGCAAGUCUGGAGUGAAGUCCAGGAUCCAGAACCUGCGUCAAAUGAACGAGCCAUCCCCAGACAAUGUCUGCUAUGAGGGUCAGUCAGCCUAUGAUGUGACUGACCUGCUGAAGCAGUAUUUCCAGGACCUGCCUGAGCCCACCUUCACUAGCAAGCUCACCACCACUUUCCUUCAGAUCUAUCAAC